Bolinopsis microptera is the source of this 2985-nucleotide messenger RNA. Its product is annotated as histidine--tRNA ligase, cytoplasmic-like. Lineage: Eukaryota; Metazoa; Ctenophora; Tentaculata; Lobata; Bolinopsidae. Gene Ontology annotation, molecular function: RNA binding; ATP binding; histidine-tRNA ligase activity. Gene Ontology annotation, biological process: mitochondrial translation; histidyl-tRNA aminoacylation. The record is from RefSeq and is a predicted model, not a curated record. Gene Ontology annotation, cellular component: cytosol; mitochondrion.
GGCAAGGUAAUGAAUGUUGGCAUUUGCUAGAGCAGUCUUCAGACAACCGCAUGCAGGCUAAUAUGCUGGCACAUACAGAGAGUGUGGAAAAAGAAAUAUUGAAACUCCGUCAUGAAAUAGAAGACUUGGAGCAAUCCUCAAAGAUUGAUCCUGAAAUUGCAGAGCUUGAAACACAAAACAAUAAGCUCAAACAACAGAUAUCUCACCUACAACAAGCUAUUGAAAAUGAGAAGUGUAAACAGACGAUAGCUUUCCCCACAAACUCAAGCGAGAAGAAAGAAUCUAUUGUAUCAAAUUUGAACCCUGAUGUGUCCAGUGAGUGUGUAAAACAAGUUUACAGAAUGACCUCAAACAUAACAGAUAAUACUGCGGACGAGCUGCAGAAAUUAAACAUCAAGGAGCCCCGUUCCAAUAAACCAUGUGCUGACUCAAAACCUGGUAGCAAACAGAAGGGUGGGAAAAUGGCUUUGAAAUGUCCAAAAGGCAUGAGAGAUUACACCGGAGAUCAGAUGGCGGUGAGAGAGCUAGUUUUUGAAAAGAUCAAGAAAUGUUUCAAGAAACACGGUGCUGUCCAGAUUGAUACACCUGUUAUGGAGCUCAAAGAGAUUCUAACAGGCAAGUAUGGAGAAGACAGCAAGCUAAUAUACGAACUUGAAGACCAGGGAGGGGAAAUACUGGCUCUAAGAUACGAUCUUACUGUGCCCUUUGCUAGAUUUGUUGCGAUGAAAAAGAUAAAGAACAUCAAAAGAUACCAGAUAGCUAGAGUAUACAGAAGAGAUAACCCCGCCAUGACUAAGGGAAGAUACCGUGAAUUUUAUCAGUGCGAUAUAGACUUCGCCGGAGAGUAUGAACCAAUGAUUACCGACUCAGAAUGCGUUAAACUAGUGUGCGAUAUCCUCAAUGAAUUGGACAUGAAAAACUUCACUGUCAAGGUGAAUCACCGGAAGAUUCUGGACGGUAUCUUUGAGUACUGUGGGGUUCCACAAGAGGAUUUUAGACCUAUCUGCAGUGCUGUCGAUAAACUUGACAAAGAGUCCUGGGAAGACGUCAAAAAGGAAAUGGUAGAAGUAAAAGGUCUAGAUUCAGCCAUAGCCGACAAAAUCGGUGUUCUUGUACAGAAAAAGGGCCAGUUCGAUCUGAUUGAAGAACUUGAGAAAUCAGAUUUGGGCGCAAACAAAAAUGCAGCUGCCGGUUUGUCCGACAUGAGACUUCUUCUAGAAUACUGCCAACUAUUCGGAUGUCUGGAUCACGUAUCCUUUGAUCUGAGUUUGGCUAGAGGACUUGACUACUACACUGGCACCAUCUUCGAAGCUAUUCUGGCUCCAGAGGGGAGAGGAGAGGGUGUUGGCUCGGUUGCAGGGGGUGGACGGUACGAUGAGCUGGUUGGCAUGUUCGCUCCCAAGGGACGCAGUAUUCCCUGUGUGGGUGUCAGUAUUGGAAUUGAGCGGCUCUUCUCUAUCAUGGAGAAGAAGGAUGCACAAUGCAGGACCAGCUCAAUUCAGGUUUUAGUAGCAUCAGGACAGAAAGGCAUGAUGCGGGAACGGAUGAAGCUACUAAACAUGUUGUGGGAGAACGAUGUUAACGCUGAGAUGCUUUACAAGGCUAACCCUAAACUUCUUACACAGUUCCAAUAUGCUGAGACUGAAAGAAUACCGCUGGUCGCUAUUAUCGGAGAGUCCGAACUGGAGGAAGGGAAAGUGAAGCUCCGUCACACUGUCUCUAAAGAAGAGAAGCUGGUGGACAGGAACUGUUUUGUGGAGGAGGCUAGGAGUCUGUUAUUAGGUUAUCAGGAAUGAUUUCCGUCUAGCUAAGGGUUUUAGUGAUUUAUUUUUAGGGUAUUUAAUGAUAGGAGAUAAUGUCUUGUUAUGCCUUAAGCUUGUUGGUUUGACCUGUUUUACUAUUUUUCAAAUGUUGAAUUUGUUGAAAGUUUUUUUUCUUUCUCAAAUAAUGAGGCUUGACACAUCUUGGAAUUGGGAACCGGACACGAGGGUGGAGAGCACAAAGGCGGUAGACACAAUAGUGGAGGGCACGAGGGCGUAGGACACAAGGUCGGUACUUUCUUAAAAGGGUGGACACGAGGGCGUAUCACAUGAAUCACUUUAACAUGGACAAAUGGGUUUUUUGAUGUUCUCAACAGUCUGGUUGAGGUAAAGCUUAGCUCGAAGAAUUGGGUCUACUCACGUGUAAAUUUGAAACAAAACAUAGUGAUGUGACAAAUAAUCACCCAGAUUUAAACGAGCCAAAAAUUGAGAGAUUUUUCUUAAAUAUCUCAGCCAACUCAGCAGAUUUUGGGGUUUGAAAACGUGCUAAGUAGACCAAUCAAACACUGCCUAGAUGUUCAUGUGACAAACUUGGCCUUCAAAAUAUCGCAGUGGCUGACGCUACGGUUACCCGGGUUUAGAUCAGGGGUAGUACGUACCAAAACGGGUAUUUACUUUGGGUAGACGAAUUUCACUGAGGUGUGUUCACUCAAUUUCAAACCAUCAAUCCUCUCAGUUAAAACGACCAUCAUUCAGGACGGUUUUUGUUCCGCCUUCGUGUCUUACUAAAAUGAAUCAUGUGAUUUGCCCUUGUAAUUGUGUCCACCCUUUUAGGAAAGUAACGCCCUUGUGUCCUACGCUCUCGUGUCCUCCGCUCUUGCGCCCACCGCCCUUGUGUCCUACGCUCUCGUGUCCUAUACCCCUUGGAAUUCUCAUUACUUCAUAGCUCCUUGCUCUGAUCACCAUUGGUUAAAUCUUUUUGUAAUUUUAUGUCACCUUUUAUGUAGGAGGAGAAUCUUUUAACAGAUAAACUUAAUUAAUUGUCAUUAGGUCAAUUCGGUAUAUUGGGAUUGAUAUAGGUCUUUUGCGAUCAAGCCAAGAUUUUAUCAGAUUCUUAGCAACCAAUUCAUCACUGGUUGAUGCUCGAAUUGGUCGCGGAAUCGCUUUGUAAAGUUUUAUAUAUUUGAGAAUUGUUUUAGGUAUAAUUAUAAACCGAGAUAAAUAA